GAGGAAAGCCCGCCAGGCGAAGGCUCGCCGCAUCGCUCCCCGUCCCGUGGCUGGGCCCAUCCGGCCUAUAGUGAGGUGCCCUACGAUCAGAUACCACAAAAAAGUUCGUGCCGGCAGAGGCUUCAGCCUAGAAGAGCUUAAACUCGCUGGCAUCAACAAAAAGUUUGCCCGGACUAUUGGAAUCUCGGUGGAUCCCCGGCGACGUAACAAGUCUACAGAGUCACUGCAAGCCAACGUGCAGAGGCUGAAGGAGUACCGCUCCAAGCUUAUCCUCUUCCCAAGAAAGCCGGCUAUGCCCAAGAAGGGAGACAGCUCCGCUGAGGAACUGAAGAUGGCAACUCAGCUGACCGGGCCCGUUAUGCCCAUCAAGAACGUUUUCAAGCGGGAGAAGGCCCGGGUUAUCUCGGAAGACGAGAAGAACUUCAAGGCUUUCGCCAGCCUGCGCAUGGCCCGGGCCAACGCCCGGCUCUUCGGGAUUC
Eurypyga helias (sunbittern) is the source of this 479-nucleotide messenger RNA. It is a transcript of the gene RPL13, whose product is annotated as ribosomal protein L13. Gene Ontology annotation, molecular function: RNA binding; structural constituent of ribosome. Gene Ontology annotation, biological process: translation. The transcript is spliced from 4 exons. Gene Ontology annotation, cellular component: cytosolic large ribosomal subunit; ribosome. NCBI's taxonomy places the organism in Eukaryota, Metazoa, Chordata, Aves, Eurypygiformes, Eurypygidae. The record is from RefSeq and is a predicted model, not a curated record. The annotation marks the transcript as partial.